UUCAUUCAUUCAUGUUUUGAAAGUUUUAUUUCCUCUGACUUGUUGUUGUCUGUCAGAAAAAUUACAUUUCUCUUCAAUUGCUGAGAAAAUGGGAUUUUUCCGUGCACUUACUACACAACCACAACAACGACGACGAUUUGAUAAAUCGCAUGCAGGGUGCCCUGGACCACUACACGUUGCUCGUAUGUGUGUCUCUCUCGACCAGCAGCGACCGGAACGCUGAAAAAUGACGGCCAGAUGUCGUGCUGCGUUUCAGGAGUCGACGGUGGGAGGGACCUGAAAGGGGCCACCGCAAAAAAGAAAAGAAUUAAAGAGAAAAGAGGAAAAAGAAAUAACCGGUGGUGCCUCGUCCAACCGACGAUUCGUUCUAAUCACGAGCCGCAAAAGGAGAUGAGAGGAAAUUCAGUCUCUCCAGUUACUCGUCACUGGACGGACAUUAUCCAGUCCUUUCUCGCCCUCUCCUUUUUCGCUCUAUGCGUGAGGUGUAGUGAACUGUUGUGUGCUUUAGUGUGCAGCCUAGAAGAAGAAGAAGUAGUUAUCUGGUUUCGGGCAAAGUUCCUUUUUCGUGAAAACCAACCCAAAAAAUUGCCAAAAAAGAGAAGAAGAAGACGAGUCAAAGAAGACGCUGCUGCUGAUUUGGUCGGUUUGCGCCAUGUCGAAUCCCGCCCUCUUGCCGCCCUCGGUCAUGCGGCUCCUUCAGAUCCUUUAUCCUCCCGGUGCCAAGCCUCGACUUGAGGCAUUGUUGCAGAACCGGCCACUGCCAACGCUGCCCGACUUGGCGACGGGCACGUUGGACAUGGACGGUGGCGGAUCGUCGGGACUAGGAGGCGGCCACUGCGGUACCACCUUUAGCCUUGAAUCGGCGCACCGAUGGACGUCGAGAGAUAAUCUGCUCCAUACCGAACCCGACGAUGAAGACCCGCAACUCUUUGUCGCUCUUUAUGACUUUCAAGCUUCCGGCGAUAACCAGCUCAGCUUGAAAAAAGGCGAACAAGUGAAAAUUCUGAGCUAUAAUAAAAGUGGAGAAUGGUGCGAAGCUCAUUCGGGUUCGGGCAGGGUCGGCUGGGUCCCGUCCAACUAUGUGACUGCUGUCAAUUCCCUAGAGAAACACUCUUGGUAUCACGGACCAAUCUCCCGCAAUGCAGCUGAAUACUUGCUCAGUUCGGGCAUCAAUGGCAGCUUUUUGGUUCGGGAAUCGGAAAGCAGUCCCGGACAACGAUCCAUCUCACUCCGUUAUGAGGGUCGGGUGUAUCACUAUCGGAUCAGCGAAGACUCGGAAGGGCGGGUCUACGUCACUUCUGAGAGUCGAUUCCGGACACUGGCCGAGCUCGUCCAUCACCAUUCGGCCAAUGCCGACGGCCUCAUCACGCAAUUGUUGUAUCCGGCCCCCAAACGUCACAAACCUCAAGUGUUUGCUCUUAGUCCCGAGCCGGAUGAGUGGGAAAUUGAGCGUACGGACAUCGCAAUGAAGCAGAAGCUUGGAGGAGGCCAGUACGGCGACGUGUACGAGGCCAUGUGGAAGAGAUACAACAUGACUGUGGCCGUCAAGACGCUCAAGGAGGACACAAUGGCGCUUAAAGACUUUCUAGAAGAGGCGGCCAUAAUGAAGGAAAUGAAGCAUCCGAAUCUGGUUCAGUUGCUAGGCGUGUGCACGCGCGAGCCUCCAUUCUACAUUGUCACCGAAUUCAUGUCGCGAGGCAACUUGCUCGACUAUUUACGAAGGGCCAACCGUGAAGAGAUCGACGCCAUUGUUCUCCUUUACAUGGCAACCCAAGUAGCGGCCGCCAUGUCCUACCUGGAGAGCAGGAAUUUCAUUCACAGGGAUCUUGCCGCCCGUAAUUGCCUUGUCGGCGAGAACCACUUAGUCAAAGUGGCCGAUUUCGGAUUGGCGCGUUUAAUGCGUGACGACACCUACACGGCUCACGCCGGCGCUAAAUUUCCCAUCAAAUGGACCGCACCCGAAGGCUUGGCGUACAAUAAAUUCUCCACCAAGUCGGACGUCUGGGCUUUUGGGAUCCUUUUGUGGGAAAUUGCCACCUACGGGAUGUCCCCUUAUCCCGGUAUCGAUUUAACUGAUGUCUACCAUACCCUGGAAACAGGUUACCGGAUGGAAUGCCCUCCAGGAUGCCCGCCCCGGGUCUACGAUCUCAUGCAGCAAUGUUGGCAUUGGAGUGCCAAUGACCGGCCGACUUUCCAAGAGAUCCACCACGGCCUGGAAAAUAUGUUUCAAGAGUCGAGCAUUAACGAAGAAGUCGAGCGGCAGUUGCAGGGUAGCAGCAGCAGCGUCGGCGUCAGUUCCUCGAGUCCACGCCUGGCCUCCAAAAAGGCCGCCAAUCAGGGACAAGCUCAAAAUCAGAAUCAUAAUCGACCAUCAGGUGCUGGUAGUGGUGCCGUGAUGACUAGUCGUUCCAAUACCGCCCCGGUGCAAAUGAGACGGGCCACCAACACGAAAGGAAAGCCCGUCCCGGCCCCUCCUAAACGAACCAGAGGAGGCAAGCCUAGUAAGGUGUCGGACAAAUUAGGGCACCUGGGUACCGCACCUCCCAGUAGCUCAUUCCGUGACAGCUCUUAUACGGAUCAAGACUUUGGCGGACCUGGCGACGACGGAAGCGAUUCCAACGGCAUCGAACAUGUCUUCGAAGGCAUCAAUAGGGAUCUGCAAAGUUUGAACCACGGCGACGAGUCGGACGGCGAUGGCAGCGAGGGCGAGGCCGUUCUCACGGCGCAGUCUGGUGGCAAAUUUCUGCGGCAAAUGUCUGAGCAGCCGCGCGGGACCAGCAGCUCCAACCGAAAGACGCGGACGUACCCACCCAAAGAGACGAGUCCCGUCUCCGACCUGAAACCCAAACCGCCGCAAAGGAGCAAGGUCCAAGUGGCCACACUCGAAGUCCACAACGUCAAGAAAGCCAUCAACAGGUAUGGCACUCUGCCGAAAGGAGCGAGGAUAGGCGCUUAUUUGGAAUCUCUUCGUCAGAGUGGUAUGACGGGCGAGCCACCGGAAGGUGUCGACCUGGAACAGGGAAACAAGGAGGAAGAUUCGCCUAAAUCUGGUCACGUUUCUCUGUUGCGCCAAGCGGUUAACCACAACCGAACAGAAGAUCCUCGGCUCCGACCGGGAGUCAAGAAUGCUGGCGGCUCCUCUUCCAAUCCGACCAAAACUCCUCCUACGGUUAGAAGUCACUCAGUGUCUGGUGAGGGACCUCGAACGCCUAGCCCUAAACUCCGCAACAGCGGCCUUCGAUCCAGCAGCAACCCCCAGACGCGGAAUCCGCGGGAAAAUUCUCCGGCUCCCAACUUGGCCGACUUGGAGUUCCCUCCACCUCCUCCACCGUUGGAAGACGACGCGGCUUCCGCCUUGGAUGAUAAUUCGUCUGCAGCUUCUCACGACUCGAUCGACGGUCCCAAGCCACGGGACCACACCCCGCCAACUCGUCCUAUUCCUUCGCCCCGGGGUCAGAUUAAAACGUCGUCUGUCCAAAUGCGCGCCAGUUCAGUCGACCGGGUGGGCGGUGCCCGUCAGUCACUGGAAGAUCAAUUCUUUCUCGGCGAGGAAGUCAGCAUCGAGGAGAAUUCGCUCAAAAGAAACAUUGAUUCCAACCGAGUCAACCGCGAGUCCGUCAAUGACUCUCCCAACACGACCACGGGGAGCGCCCACUCCGGCGGUCUUGUCACCAGCAAGAGCGCCGAUUCCCUUUCUUCUUCCGAACUGCUGGAGAGGAAAAGUGGCGGCACCCCUUUCCACUCGAUGGAAGAAACGGGCGGCGGUGGUGGCGGAAUCAUGAGUCAAUCGAUUUUCGGCAUCCUUCGCUCGCCCAGCCCGUGGGAAGACAACCAGCAUGGAUCCGAUCCGCCUCCAGAGCCGGCGCCGAGCUUGGUUCCUGCGGCUCUCAACCAAAAGACCAAACCGUCGACGCCGAGAGGCUUGCGCCAUGUGGAUGCCCAACUAGUGGCCGAACUCAAGGAGAAGACGGACAAGAAGCCUUCCGGCGGAUCGUCGAUGGAGAACGUGGGACAGCAGAAUCCUCCGUCAGUCCACCUGGUCAGCGAGCUCUUUGAAAACUUGCGGCUCAAGGCCGGCAAGAAACCGGGCUUUACCAAUGAAACGCAGACCACUCCUGAACCGUCGUCUGCCCAGCCCGCCGCCGAAGUGAUGGCUCCACCUCCUCCAAGGCCCGUUCACCCAGCGCCUCAACGACCCGCUUCGCAUUCUGUAACCAAGAAAGUAGAUCUGACGGCCGAGCAAUCCAGUUCUCAAGACCAAACCAAUUCUUCAAUUGUUGCUGCAGCUGCGGCGGCGGCCAAUAACGGAGAUGGUGGAGUUAAAUUUGAUUUCAAGUCUCGUUUACGCAAGGUUGCCAACGAGAAGCCUGAAGUCGAAGCGGCCCCCGAUCAACAGCAGCAGCAGCAGCAGCCUGUCGCAAUUAAGCCCGUGGUGAAACCUCCGGCUCCUGAAAAGGCUGACAAGUCUGCUGAAAGCUCCGAGGAUUGUGACGACAAACGUAAGAGCUCUGGCAGCAUCAACAGUUUGAAACGGAUGUGGGAAAAGGAUCAGCAAGUGCAACAACAACAGCAGCAGCCGCAGCAACAGCCGCAAUCUCAGCGAAUCUCUCUCAAAAGUGGUGCCAACAAUGUAGAGCCGACAGUCAACAGUCGACCUCCGCCUCCUCCGCAACAGCAGCCCGACAAGCCGGCCGUCCCGGUCAAACCGAGCAGCGUAGUGAUGAAGCCGCUGGGCAAGAACUCGUCAGCCGCCAUCUACGCCACGCCGACUUCAUCUGUGAUCAACGCCAAGCCUCCCGUGGCCAACCGGAGCAGCGCCGUCUAUGCCAAAGGCCCUGCAGCAUCCAUGGUCAUCCAGAGCAGCGUCGGAGGCAGCGAAAAUGGCGACGGCGACCGGCAGAAGAUCGUCGCCUUGUGCUCCGAAGUGGAGCAGGUGCUCUCGCAAUCGCACGCCACCCCCAACCAGUGGAUGGAGCUCCUCUCCAAUGUCCACUCGUUGUGCCAGACGUACGCCGACUGCAUCGCCCCGCACGGCCGCUUCCAUUUCCGACAGCUGAUCGCCAAGCUCGAAACUCAGACCAAGGAGAUGAAGCAGACGAGCUGCGGGCCAUUGAGGAAUUCUUCCGAGCACAGCCGGCUCGUCGGCGACGUCAAGAACACGGUCCGAGAUGUGGCGAACGCCUUGCAACGUUGAAACUAAACAAAAAAAAAGAGAAAAAUUUGAAUACUUGCGUGAUUGAUGGCAUGUGAAACUACUACUACGUACGUUGUCCCCCCCCCCCUCCACCACCACCACCACUUGGUUUUGUAUUGUUUGUUUUUCGGGAGGGAAACUUUUUCCUUGAAAUGUCCGGCUGACAAGAGUUGGGUUUUUGUUUCAUCACCGCAAAAGGAGAAAAGUAAAAGAAAACUUUGGUGAAUCAAAAAGAAGGAAAAAAAGAGUAACAACUAAAAUUCAAGUGCAGCCAUUCCAUGUUUUUCGAUUUCUUUUUUGAGAGGAGGAAAUGACACAAUCCGUCGUCUUACAGUAAAUAACAGUACGCCAACGUACGUGUGUCUUCGAGUGCCAGCAGAUAGCGCAGCUUUUAAUUGUUUGUGAGAAAGCAAGUAAAGUGUGAGUGAUUUCGCAUUUCUUGCCAUAUUGGAAAAGAGCUCGUGUAAUUGUGUGUGUUUUUCUAUUCAUCGCGUCAAAUCGUCAACUAUUUCUCUCAAUCUGUCGUCUUAACUUUAUAUAUCCCCAUAACUCUGAUCAUCUAUCAAAUUCUUCCCUUAAUGCUAUCUUACAUUUGUACUUUUUUUUUAACUCCUACUAAAAGAAAAAGUGAUUCCUCUAUCUCUUCGAUCGAACGUCGUCAGAAAAAGAAAAAAAAAACAACGAUUCUUUUCUUUCUUUUUUUGUUUUUUUGUUUGUUUUUGUUUGUUUGUUUCUUUUGGUCUUUUGGAAAAGAGAAAUGGGUGACGUAGCCGCCCGUCGCCUGUCCCCGUUGUAUGUCUAGUCCCUCAUAACCGUCUCUCUCUUUUUUUUCUCUCUCUCUCUCUCUCAGCUCUACCUUAUUCUCUCGUCUUAUUUCUUUGAUUUAAUUCGCAUAUCCUCCGUCAUUGGUUCUUCUUCUCCCCCCUCCAUUAGCCAACUUGUCAGAGAGAUAACGAAAAAUGUUUAUAACAGAAUAAAACAAAGUAAGGGAGAAAUUUUUGCUUACCAAAUUCGUCGACCCCACCCAAGGAUAAGAGAUUUGUAAAGCGUGUCGGCGGGGAAAAAAAACAAACAAUUUGGGGGAAACUUAUCAAGUCGCAUCUCUUAUAUAACAAUUCCUUAAAUAUUCUUUUGUGUUCCAUAUAGUCCCUCCUCCCAGCGCACGCACUGUUGAAUUUAAAACGGACUCGAUUGCUUGAUUUUUCGCCCUUUUUCUUUUUAUACUUACGUGAAAUGCCUAUACACAUAUACUGACUGUGUACAUGUCAAAUGCGUACGUAUAUCUCUCUAUAUCCAUUUCCACUUUGCUUGUCUUUCUCCUUUUGUUCCGUGUGUGUGUGUGUGUGCAUAUGGCUGGCGAAUGCAUGUCUAGCUCGCUUUUGCUAUCGAAAAGGGAUCGAGUCUGACAAAGUGUCAAAGUGCGUGUUUAUUAUACAUAAGGUGGCAUACUCACUUUAAUCCUAUUAACACGUGUCAUUUUUCUCAUCGCCCUUGUGUAUCGGUCAUACAUAAGCUAAAAACUAUA
Molecule: messenger RNA, 6719 nt
Organism: Daphnia pulicaria
Lineage: Eukaryota; Metazoa; Arthropoda; Branchiopoda; Diplostraca; Daphniidae
Gene: Abl
Product: tyrosine-protein kinase ABL1-like
Exons: 13
Coding region: 653-5194 (1513 amino acids)
Biological process (GO): protein phosphorylation
Molecular function (GO): ATP binding; non-membrane spanning protein tyrosine kinase activity; protein binding
Source: RefSeq, a predicted model, not a curated record